AUGACGGAAAAUGGCCAAGGAUCGCCAAACGGCGCCGCCGAUGCCCCCCCUGCCGCUAUCCCCGGCAAGCGCUUUUUGAACCUCAGGGUCACCGACGGCGACAAUCAAAUUUACUUCAAGAUCAGGGGGAACACGAAACUCAACAAACUGAUGCAAGCCUUCUGUGAGAGACAGGGUAAAGACUCCAAGUCGGCAAGAUUCUUGUUCGAUGGACAGAAGCUGAAUCCCGGGGAUACACCGGAUCAGCUUGAUAUGGAAGACGGAGAUAUGAUCGAAGUCCAAGAAGAGCAGAUUGGCGUCCCAGAGUUCCUUGAGCUCGGUCGUGCACGUCGAAAGAUCUGCAUUCUGGUCACCCCCAAGGAGCGAUACUCGUCCGGCUCUCGGGGGAGGUCGUCGAUGAGAUCUGGAAGCUCGACGUUCGCCGCCGGUCUCAGCGUUUCCGCCGAACGGCCUUUGAUGGGGGCUUAUUUCAUCCUCAUGCGCUACUCAUCGUAA
Fonsecaea erecta is the source of this 495-nucleotide messenger RNA. RefSeq lists its product as hypothetical. The transcript has 3 exons. NCBI's taxonomy places the organism in Eukaryota, Fungi, Ascomycota, Eurotiomycetes, Chaetothyriales, Herpotrichiellaceae. Gene Ontology annotation, biological process: protein sumoylation. Gene Ontology annotation, cellular component: nucleus; septin ring. Bases 1 to 495 code for a protein of 164 amino acids. Gene Ontology annotation, molecular function: protein tag activity; ubiquitin-like protein ligase binding. The record is from RefSeq and is a predicted model, not a curated record.